This is a messenger RNA of Rhodamnia argentea, 1450 nucleotides long. Its product is annotated as plant cysteine oxidase 1-like. Gene Ontology annotation, molecular function: oxidoreductase activity, acting on single donors with incorporation of molecular oxygen, incorporation of two atoms of oxygen. The transcript is spliced from 5 exons. The record is from RefSeq and is a predicted model, not a curated record. The coding region runs from base 421 to 1296 and encodes 291 amino acids. Lineage: Eukaryota; Viridiplantae; Streptophyta; Magnoliopsida; Myrtales; Myrtaceae.
UCUCUCUCUCUCUGCCCCCCCAACUUCCAUCUCAUCUCAAAGCCUUCCUUUUUUUCUUAUUUUCCUGCUUACUCUUUCCUCCUCCAUCCGAUUCGUCGCCUACCCAUUGAUCGGCGUCGCGAGACGGGGCUCAACGUACGUUCGUCUGAGCAACUGGGUCGUCUUCAGCUUUGCGGGUCCACGUGCUUUAACGAAGCUGUCGGUUUGGUUUUUGGUUCGACUCGACACGGUGCAUUCCGGAUCGGUCGUUCUUGAACUUGGAGGAGGCGUCUUCUUGAUCAGUUGUGUCGUCAGUAAUCGAUGCUAGUCAGAAAAAUCUCAGCUUGAAUCAAGAUUUCUGGAACCUCUCUCGGUUGCUCUUGACCAGCUUGCGACGUUGCUUCUGAGAGAGGUUGGUAGUGAUCGGAAACGGGGUUUCGAAUGAGGAUAGGGGCGAGGUUAGUGGAUCAGGGCAUGGACGGGACGUCGGUCGGGCACGUGAAUCAUAGCAGGGUUGGGUAUAUCAAUGGGGUUAUCAGGAGGAAGAGGUGCACCAGGAGGAUCAAGCGACACCGCGCCCUGCCGUUCUCGAUGGCCCUGCAGGAUCUGUUCCUCGCUUGCCGGGAUAUCUUCAAAGGCCCCGGCACGGUCCCUUCCCCGGAAGACGUCCAAAGACUACGCCGCAUUCUCGAUAAGAUGAGACCGGAGGAUGUCGGAUUGAGUCGGGAUCUUCAAUUUUCCCAGCCUAAAAGCACAACCAAAGGGACGCCGAGAGUCACGAACACCACCAUAUACAAAUGCGAUAAUUUCUCGUUGUGCAUGUUCUUCCUUCCUUCAGCUGGUGUCAUCCCCCUCCACAACCACCCAGGAAUGACCGUUUUCAGCAAACUUUUACUAGGAUCAAUGCACAUCAAAUCAUACGAUUGGGUUGACCCCCACCACUUAUCAAAUGGUUCGACAACAACAUCCUCAAAACUUAAACUGGCAAAAGUGAAAGCCGAUGGAGUCUUCACGGCUCCGUGCAACUCUUCCGUUCUUUAUCCGACGACGGGAGGCAAUAUCCACGCAUUCACGGCAAUAACACCGUGUGUGAUACUCGAUGUCCUCGGACCUCCUUAUUCCCAAGAAGAUGAUCGCGACUGCUCAUAUUAUAGGGAUACUCCGUCCUCUACCAAUGCUGCUUUAAAUGGCGACAUGAUUCGAACUAAGGAGGACGGCGAGAGGUACGGCUGGUUAGAAGAAAUCGACAUGCCGGAGAACUCGCAGAUGGAUUCGAUCGAGUACUUGGGUCCGCAGGUCAUCGAGAGCGGUCACUAGCCACCUGAUGGGAGAUUCACACAGAAACGUUGUUUUUUUUUUUUUGGUUGUUCCAGGGUGCAUGGAAAGAUGUUUCCUUUUCCAUAAUGUAUUUUGGAACUGAGGCCUGUGGGUGUAGAGUUUCGCUUUGAAGUUUCUAUAAUGGUGGUAUAUA